AUGAAAUUGAUUGCGGUAAGCUUAGACUCCGAUUUGAUGAGGUCGUUUGGCCCCCUGGAAAGCCAUAUGGGCCAGGAAGAGGACCCAAGAAAUCUGGGGAUUCCGCUUGUGCAUCCUGAGAAGUUGGAGGUCUGUGAUUCGUUGAAUCGACCGACCGAACAGGCCAUGGUGGGAGCGUUGAGACGGACGACCGCAGCUGGCGAACUUCAUGCUCAAGCUCUUCGAGCCGCCUAUAUGCUUUGA
Messenger RNA from Penicillium chermesinum, 243 nucleotides. RefSeq lists its product as uncharacterized. NCBI's taxonomy places the organism in Eukaryota, Fungi, Ascomycota, Eurotiomycetes, Eurotiales, Aspergillaceae. The transcript has a single exon. The record is from RefSeq and is a predicted model, not a curated record. The coding region runs from base 1 to 243 and encodes 80 amino acids.